This is a messenger RNA of Paecilomyces variotii, 1451 nucleotides long. Its product is annotated as PH domain protein. The coding region runs from base 204 to 1376 and encodes 390 amino acids. The record is from RefSeq and is a predicted model, not a curated record. The transcript is spliced from 3 exons. Lineage: Eukaryota; Fungi; Ascomycota; Eurotiomycetes; Eurotiales; Thermoascaceae.
CCCCCCCUCUCUCCCCCCCCUUACCCCGUCAGUUGGCUUGCGAGCUCCGGUAAUAUGAAUGCAACCCUUACUGGAUCGCACGACCAUAUCACCCAUCGGCCUCCUUUUCGUAUCUGCUACGUCCUCUCCGAAGUCCCGACUUUAGCUGCUUUAUCACUCGACCAGCGCUCCCACUUUAUUUCCCAACGUGCGAGUAUUUGACCAUGAGCCAGCCGGUCCAGCUCCCUGAUCGCUCGGUCCGGGCAGGCAAAUCGCUCUCUCAGUCAGAAGGCUCCAAUACCUAUCGCAACGGCCAUUUGAACUUGGACACUUUCUCCCCCGUGAACCAGAAUGGAAGCUUCGAAUUUGAUCGAGUACUGAAGAGUGGCAUGGUCUAUCGGAAGGUCAAGAGCAAACAUGCCUUCAAAUCGUCGUGGAAAGCUGUCUACCUCGUCCUUCGCCCAAACCUACUGUCGGUCUAUAAAGAUGAGCAGGAAACUAGGCUGCGACUCUCCGUCACCUUGUCCGAAGUCACUGCAGUUGCGCCUAUCAAAUCCCCGCGGUCAAGGAGAGACCACGUCUUUGGCAUUUUCUCGCCGUCCAAGAACUACAGGUUCCAGGCGACGUCGGCCAAGGAUGCAGACGACUGGAUUGAACGCAUCCGUGCUGAGGCUCGUGUCGACGAAGACGAGGAGGCUUAUGUUGCUCAGGCCAGGAUGCGCGAAAGCAGAAACGGUGACGGCUUGACGACGGACAAUGCAAGUGAUCACUCGGAUGUCGACCAUGUACCGCGAGCAAUUUCUCCUGAUGUCGUUCGCGGUCUCUCACCCGGACGCAGUGGCUCGAGGGUGCCAUACAUGCAGGACUACUCAGGGAACGACGUCACCUCGUACUCAGAGUUCUCUGAUGGCCCCAGUGUCGGCAUGAAGCAGCGCUCUGCGACGUCUCUACCCAAAUUGUCUGUAUCUGCUCCUCCGGAUACGGAUACACGACCUCCGUUACCCCGCGACGCCAGCCAGACCAGCGACGUGGGUCUGGGAGAUCCUGAGAGAGUCGUUUGCCACGGUUACCUUCAAUGCUUAAGAGCGAAGAGAGGCGUGCGACAGUGGAAAAAGCUGUGGGUGGUUCUCCGCCCGAAGAGUCUUUCCUUCUACAAAAAUGAGCAGGAAUACUCUGUCGUAAAGCUUGUACCGAUGGACCAGGUCAUCAAUGCGGCCGAAAUCGAUCCCAUAUCCCGCUCGAAGAACUUCUGUCUUCAAGUGAUUGCCGAGGAUAAAUCCUAUAGAUUCUGUGCCCCUGAUGAGGAGGCUCUUGCGAAAUGGCUCGGCGCUUUGAAGAGCGUGAUUGUCGCCCGCAAGCGAAUCACCGGAACGUCAGCGGUGUCACAGCGGACAUGACAUAACACCCUUUCCUGGGGGGGUUGACACAUCAGGCCUACAAGUGAUGCAUAUUCCGCCACUCGUUGUACUAUU